AUGGACUCCUUUGGCGGCACCAUAGGGGAGGACAUUAACUCUUCCACCUCGAGUACAUGUGAAUCCCAUCAUAAGAGAAAAACACUUGUGGCUCCAGAUAUUAACAUCUCCCUGGAUCAGAGUGAAGGCUCUCUGCAUUCUGAUGACUUCCUGGAUGCACCUGAUGACUUGGACAUCAAUAUAGAUGAUAUAGAGACCCCAGAUGAAAGUGAUUCAUUGGAGUAUUUGGCCAAUGGAAAUGACUUGGAAUGGGAAGAUGACACGCCUGUUGCAAGUGCCAAGAAAAUACCCGGGUAUGGCGCUGACCUGUUUGAUGAAGAAGUUGAAGGGGGGGAGGCUACAAAUGGACGCUUGUGGAGAACAGUUAUUAUUGGAGAGCAGGAGCAUCGUAUUGACCUACAAAUGAUAAAACCAUAUAUGAAAGUGGUCACACAUGGAGGAUACUAUGGUGAGGGGCUAAAUGCCAUCAUUGUAUUUGCCGCUUGUUUUCUCCCAGACAGUGGCUGCCCUGAUUACCAUUAUAUCAUGGAGAAUCUAUUUCUUUAUGUCAUUAGUAGCCUGGAGUUGCUGGUGGCAGAGGAUUACAUGAUUAUUUACCUAAAUGGUGCCACACCUCGAAGAAGAAUGCCAGGGUUAGGAUGGCUGAAGAAAUGCUACCAGAUGAUUGAUAGGAGACUGAGAAAAAAUUUGAAAUCUUUAAUUAUCGUCCACCCAUCCUGGUUUAUAAGGACAGUGUUGGCAAUCUCCAGACCAUUUAUAAGUGUGAAAUUUAUCAACAAGAUACAGUAUGUGCAUAGCCUAGAAGAACUGGAGCAAAUUAUCCCUAUGGAAAAUGUACAUAUUCCUGAAUGCGUAUUUCAGUAUGAUGAAGAAAGAAUCAAAGCAAAGAGAGAAAGUGUUCGUGUUGAAAAAGAGUCAGGAGAAGCAGAAAACUUCCCAAUGUACCAUGCGACUGCUACCAAGGCAGAAGAAAGGGAAGAAAAUGUUGAAACAACAAGCUUUCCACAAUCUGAUGAUUUCGUUUGUAAAUGA
Molecule: messenger RNA, 1032 nt
Organism: Staurois parvus
Lineage: Eukaryota; Metazoa; Chordata; Amphibia; Anura; Ranidae
Source: the annotation of a GenBank genome assembly